Molecule: messenger RNA, 2032 nt
Organism: Cynoglossus semilaevis (tongue sole)
Lineage: Eukaryota; Metazoa; Chordata; Actinopteri; Pleuronectiformes; Cynoglossidae
Gene: carnmt1
Product: carnosine N-methyltransferase 1
Exons: 8
Coding region: 520-1755 (411 amino acids)
Biological process (GO): carnosine metabolic process
Cellular component (GO): nucleus; cytosol
Molecular function (GO): carnosine N-methyltransferase activity
Source: RefSeq, a predicted model, not a curated record
UUGCCAGGUCCAGUGAUUAUAAGCAAUUUUGUAAAUUAGCUUAGAAAUAUCGUAUACGUAGGCUUGGGAUUUUUUUCGUUGCUAAAUUUAGUUUUAAUAUUUAAUAAAACAAAUAUAUUCGCGAUAAUAGUAAACAUUUUAAUUGAUUUGGCGCUUUUUUUGCAUUCGUAUUUUGACCAAGUUGCGUGUGUUUCCACCAAAUCUGGCAAAAGGGAAUGCUCGCUUGUCUCUUUAUUUGACGCUGCAAUGGACCGAAGACAAUGUUCGCCGCCUUCGCGCGGCGCCUGUCGGGAUCGGCUGUAAUUCGCGUCGUGACGCUGAAAACAUUUAAGCGGUUGAAAUCGGUUAGCGUAAAAUAAAAACGGUAAUUUCUUAAUUCUUUGUUGUUGUUUUUGCCCCCCUGCGCUUCCAUAGCUCGACAGUAGUUGGCAGUGUAGCAGUGCGCCGUCGGACUCCGGUUAAUGCGAUGAAGAAAACGUCCUCGGCCUCUGAUUGGUCCGUUUCGUAUUUAUCACAGACAUGGCGGAAACUGGGGGAGAAGAAGUGGAACGCGGACCGUACUUCUUCAAAGAAAGGAUCAAAUGUAGCCCCGAGGAGGAGGCCAACCUGGAGAGGCAACAUUUCUGGAGAAUCGUCGAUGCGUUUCGAUUCUACAGGACUCACAUCCAGGAGCAGGUCAAGCGGGCUCAGAGGCAGUUCCGCAGUCUACCACCGAACCACCAGAAGUUGCUGCCAGGGUUUCUGUCCAACCUGAACUACAUCGGUCAGUGUGCAACGUGCAACCAGGACAUUCUGGAGGACAUCGUACAGAACAGCCUGCACAUGUUCGAGAACACCGGGUUCGGCGAGAGGGAAGAUCCGAUGAAGCUACACCCGCCGUCUACGUUUGACAUGGACAAGCUCAAGUCGACCAUAAAGCAGUUUGUCCGAGACUGGAGCGAAGCCGGCCAGUCGGAGAGGGACACCUGCUACCUGCCGAUCAUCCAGGAGAUCCAGAGGCUCUUCCCCAACGACCAAUAUGAUGUGUCUAAGGUUAGCGUCCUGGUUCCGGGGGCCGGACUCGGACGCCUAGCGUGGGAAGUCGCUCGGCUGGGCUACACGUGUCAGGGCAACGAGUGGAGCCUCUUCAUGCUGUUCUCCUCCAACUUCGUCCUCAACAGGUGCGAGAAGGAGAACGCCCUGACCCUGUUCCCGUGGAUCCACCAGUUCAGCAACAACAAGAAGUCCUCGGACCAAACGCGAUCCGUCACCUUUCCGGACGUGAACCCUCAGGGUCUACCGCCCGACUCCGACUUCUCCAUGGUGGCAGGAGACUUUGUGGAGGUCUACACCGAACCAGUGUCCUGGGACUGCGUGGCCACGUGCUUCUUCAUCGACACGGCUCAUAAUGUCAUCGAGUACGUGGAAACCAUCUGGAAGAUUCUGAAGCCCGGCGGAGUGUGGAUCAACCUGGGUCCACUGCUGUACCACUACGAGAACAUGGCCAACGAGCUCUCGGUUGAACUCAGCUACGAGGACAUCCGAACAGCCAUGGUGAAAUUCGGCUUCCACCUGGAGGUGGAGAAGGAGUCGCUGCAGACCACGUACACGGAGAACAGCCGCUCCAUGCUGAGGUACGUCUACGACUGCGUGUUCUUCGUCGCACGCAAACCUGGGGGCCGCUUCUCGGACGGUCGCGGGGACGACGACAGGCAUUGGAAAUCUCCCCUGCCGGCUAAGACGCCGCGCCGCGAAGGUCCGGACAGUCUGACGUGACGGCAAAUGAUCUUCGGAAAAAGAAAAUAAAGGCGGAAAAAACAGUGACUAUGAAGGAGAUCAAAGACAAACACAGAGGAAAAAACGUCCAUUUUUAACCGUUACAGCGUGUGUAUGUGUGUGUGUGUGUGUGUGUGUGAAUGCAGGUGUUAAAUCGUGUCAUCUUUUAAAAUGUAUUUAUAUUUUCGUUACAUCGUAAACCGAGUCCGUAAAUGUUUGUUUUCUUAUCACGUAUUGAAAUGAAGAUAUUUUUUCUUUUAAUAAAAAAAAAAACAGU